Molecule: messenger RNA, 3064 nt
Organism: Hydractinia symbiolongicarpus
Lineage: Eukaryota; Metazoa; Cnidaria; Hydrozoa; Anthoathecata; Hydractiniidae
Product: octopamine receptor-like
Exons: 2
Coding region: 981-2120 (379 amino acids)
Biological process (GO): G protein-coupled receptor signaling pathway
Cellular component (GO): membrane
Molecular function (GO): G protein-coupled receptor activity
Source: RefSeq, a predicted model, not a curated record
GUUGUUUUGCAAAGAUGUAUUGAACCAAAAAAAAUCAACACACCUAAGCAAGUCGAAAAAGUCUGAAUUUUUAGUGAAAUUGAUGUGCUCUUAUCCUAAAAGCCAUGCGUGUUAUUUCAGUGUUCUUAUCAGAGCAUGGAUAAACCGUAUUUGCAUUUGUGACGUCAACAUAACUUAAGCUGAUUGUUUACCAACGAGAAUGCAAAAUGGACUAGACAGAUAACAUAACCUAAGGUUUCGUUUGAUCUUUUUGUUAUCAACUGAGCAUGAAUAUCUAUUAAAUGCAGUCUUAAUUUCUGGCUAAUUUUUAAGCUAUUGUUCUCAUAAACAAGGUUUUUAUAAAUAAAAUCUCGUGCUCUAUGCAACGGUAAUAACGUCCUAAGACACUGCUAUAACGUUUUUAUUUAUCUUUAGUGUUUUUUACUAGAUUUGCAAGAUAAAAAAAUGUCGCCGUUAAAUAAACAACAUUGUGGUUGAAAUGGCAGCCAUAAUUUUGAUUUAAAGAAAACAAUAAAAUAGCAUAUUAUAUAAAGCAGUAAGGAUAUUACGAAAGAGAAACAAUAAUCCUUAAAUGGGAUUUUGUUUUAUCAACUUUCAUUUUCAAAAUAUUACAUUGGAAGAUAGUGAUCAAGUUGGACAAAUAUGUGGUGGAAACGAAAUGAUGCGAAUUGAAAGAGAAAAAAAUAACACAUUAAAACUAGGCUUACAAAUAUUCGUGAUUUUUUUUCGUAAUGUUUAACUGGCUUUUAGAUUUUCGGCAGAUUUUAUAAAGAGACUUCAAUUUAAAAAGCGUUUUAAGCUUUUUAUCAACGUAAACAAACACGUAAUUUGUUUUCAGCUAUUUUUGCCAUCGUAAUUCGAUUGGCAGGAUUACAUGAAUUUUAAACCUGGCGGAUUUGUGUGGACAUCUAAAUGGACAUUUAAUUAAAGGGAACGGAAUAAGAAUAUAAUUAAAAAAAGAAGAAGGAGAAAAAACAAGAAUGAACAACACGAGUUCUAUCUCUACAAGUUGCACAUUUGAAAGUACUUUAAACAAAUUGGAUUUCUUCCUGUACGUAUUUAUAUCCUUAACAGCAAUAAUUGGAAACACGAUCGUAUUUGUCUGUUACUUUCGUUACCGUAUUUUACGAAAUAUAACGAACGUUUUUAUCAUAUCGCUAUCGGCGAGUGAUAUUCUAGUUGCGGUGGUAUCAAUACCGUAUUCAUUCGGUGUAUUUUUAUGUGGUGUGCGACCAGCUAAAGACCACCGCAAGCUUGGUGAUUUGAUAUAUCUUGUAUGCGAUAUGUUACCUAGUAUUUUGUCCAUCUAUUCGUUAGCUUUAGUAGCCAUCGAUAGGGCUAUAGCAAUAAAGAAGCCAUUUUUGCAUCGUCGAUAUUUUAAUCGCAAAACUGCUAGUAUAUCAGUAGGAAUAAUGUGGAUAUACACCGCUUUGUUAGUCUCUUUAAUUUUCGCAAUUGAAGCAGGGGACUUUACUUUAUUUAUAAUAUUCAUGUCAUAUGUUCUUCCGGUCUUAAUAAUGAUAGUGGCAUAUACAGUUAUGGGGUAUGUGGCAAGGAAGCACGCUACCGCUUUGAAUUCUCUUGACAGAACUGCAAAUCGUCUACGCGGAGAAAGCUACGUCAGUAGUAGUUUAUCCAAUAAUAACUCUCCGGAGAAAAUUUCACUUACAGUGAAUGGAGAACAUGAAUAUCCAUUGGUGUCUGAUGACAGAAGGAGAUCGAAUUCCAUAUUUUCUGGUCGUAGUGUUCUGGCGAGAUCCGUACGGGGUUUUUCAGUUUCAUAUACAAAAGCUAGGACGGCGAGUAUUGGAAGUUUAAGAUGUUUAAAACGAGAAUUAAAAGCAGCUGUUACGUUAUCGUUGAUACUAAGUUGUUUUAUUAUUAGCUGGACGCCAUUCAUGGCGUUGAAUAUCGAGCAUUACAGAUGUCCAGAUUGUUUUAUCAGCAUUGACUUAGUGAAAUACUUCAAGCUUUUGCAUUAUUCUAAUUCUGCAGUAAACCCGAUUUUGUAUAUACUUCUAAAUAGACGUUGGAGAGCUGCAUUCCGAAUGGCAAUUUGCUGCAAACGUGAGAAAUCACAUAUAUCAGAGGCUACUCAUUCCGAAUUAUUCGGAUGGUAGUAAAAGUAAGCAGAAUAAUAAAACGUUAUAUCGAAAAUGUUUCAUUCUCUUUUUUCGCGAGUUUUACUGUUAAGAUUCUACAAAUUUCUUAAUUAUCUUUGGCGUGUUCUUUGUGUACAUUAGCCAAUUUAUUCUAAGCGCAAAUAUCUGUUUUCGUUUUCCGCAAAUACAAUAAGAAGAAUGAGAUAAGUCUAAACCAGAACAAUCAGUAUAUGUUUUUUUAUAAAAAUUAAAACCAGGAUACGAAAUUGCUUAAAUUUCUGGGUGGCUUAGUAGGAUUCUUAGACUUUUUAAAUAGACCUAGAGCUAGACGCAAUGUAAUCCGUAACUAAGUUUUAAGUGUUUUUUUUUCUUCUUUCAUUUCUAAUUGGAUUUGUGUUCGGCAGCUUUUAGAGGAAAAAAGUUAAAGAACAAAAAAUUUUUUUAUGAAAUUUGAAUUUUUAUGAAAAGUUCUUGUGUAAGACAUGCGUUUGCUUGCUUUGAUGAAACACCGCCACAAAACAUCAACCUUAAACUCGUGCUUAAAGUGGAACUGAAAGAUAAGAUAUACGGGAUUUUAGAUCGUUACAGCGGUACGAAAUAGUCAUAAGAAAAAUAAAUAAAAAAUGAAAAAGAAAAGUGAAAAUUAUAGAGAAAAAGGGAAAAAAAAAACUAUUUAAAAAAUUAAUCGCAGAAUGCAUUUGAAAACAGGAAAAAAAGGUCUGAACAGGAAAAAAAGCACCAAGGACAACAUGUUCCCUAUUCUUUUUACAAAGGUCUAUAUAUUUUUUUUCUUUCUCUCUUAUAAUUUCUCUUAACUUUUGUGUAUUUCUUUGUCAAAAAAUAUAGUAGUUUUAACAAUAGGUUUUCCUUGCAACUUUUAAGGUAAUGUAAUUAAUUUCAUUUUUAGGAAUAAACACAGAAUUGUAAAUAUUGAAAUGAAAUGUAUUUAUUCAUAACGAUAA